AUGAGCACGUUUACUAGUCUACAAUCUGGAAGCCGAAUAGCUGUAGAUCCGUCGGAUCGCACUGCACUUAGUUCAUUUUCUUUGGAUAAAGCGCCACCUAGGGACCCCGGCUCCACAGGGAGAGUGCCGGCAGCAGUGGCAUCAUUUCAACAAAUCGCUGAGUCUCCUCCGCAUCGCGCCUUGGGCCGCCGGCUGCAGGCAGAAGCUGGCCCAGUCCGUGUCUUGACAAGCAUGGACAGCAGUGGCUCGCUCUCUGAAUCUGCAGAACUGCGGCAACCGUCUCAAGUAGCCCCUCAGCGUGUGCCUGGGGAGACCUUCGCUCGACUGUACAUAUUUGACUGGGACAAUACGCUGUGCCCAACUGACUGGCUUUGUGAACUCUACUCACGCUGUGGCCAAAGCUUCUAUACAGCAAAAAGGCCUUGCGCUGCACUGUGCUCUCCUGUGAUUAAAAACCGUUUGGCUGUACUUGAGAGCAGCGUCCGACGGCUUUUGCAGAAAUGUACAGAACGCGGUCAAGUGACAAUCCUUUCCAAUGCUACCUCCAUCGGUCUUCUCAAGACCCUUCGGAUCCUCCCGCUUGUACAACGAACGCUUACUGAGCUCAAGGUUCAGGUUGUAUCGGCUCGGGACAUGUGUGAGCCUCGCGGACUUCCACUGGAGAAGUGGAAGGACACCGCCCUUAUCCGACUGGUCGCGGCCUUUAUAAACAAACGCCCGCAGCAAAAGCAUUCCAUUAUGACAAUUGGAGAUCAGCCGCUGGAGCAUAUUGCGUUGCACAACGCAGCUAACCAUUUGCAACUAAGCUGCGGAUGGGAGUGCCACCCGAAAUGCAUAAAAUACGUGGAAAGCCCGUCUUUAGAAGCCCUCACGCGGCAGACGCUGUUCUUGACAGAACUACUCGACAGGCUUGCUGACGAGGAGAGCGGGACGUUCUGCAUGCAGCUAACAGAUGUAUUCUCAGGGGAUGCGUUACCACCUGCGCGCUGCUGA
This is a messenger RNA of Eimeria mitis, 993 nucleotides long. RefSeq lists its product as uncharacterized. The coding region runs from base 1 to 993 and encodes 330 amino acids. NCBI's taxonomy places the organism in Eukaryota, Apicomplexa, Conoidasida, Eucoccidiorida, Eimeriidae. The transcript is spliced from 3 exons. The record is from RefSeq and is a predicted model, not a curated record.